Esox lucius (northern pike) is the source of this 1506-nucleotide messenger RNA. It is a transcript of the gene smyd3, whose product is annotated as SET and MYND domain containing 3. Gene Ontology annotation, cellular component: nucleus. NCBI's taxonomy places the organism in Eukaryota, Metazoa, Chordata, Actinopteri, Esociformes, Esocidae. The record is from RefSeq and is marked provisional. Gene Ontology annotation, molecular function: protein binding.
GUCGUAAGCGGAAGUAAACAUCGUGUGGUUUCACGUGUGAGCGGGAGAAGACGUUUUUAUAAGUAAUCCUAAACAUCUCUGAGUGUUGAGUGGCAUGGCGCUAAAAUUGGAACGAUUUGUCUGUCCGGGGAAAGGCAAUGGUCUGCGAGCAAACCAGAGAGUGCUAGCAGGCGAACUCCUGUAUACAGCGGAACCUUUAGCAUGCUGCGUGUCCAGCCAAUGCAGAAAUGUCGUUUGUCACAGUUGCUUCUCACGGCAUGAAACUCUCCUUCGAUGUUCUCAGUGUAAGGUAGCACGGUAUUGUGAUGUCACCUGCCAGAAACGGGCGUGGUCAAUCCACAAGAGGGAGUGUAAAUGUCUCCUCAGCCUUCAUCCCAGAAUCCCCACUGAUUCAGUCCGUCUGGCUGCCAGGAUCAUCUUUAGAUUGUUGUGUCCUUCCCAGAUGACUCCACAGCUGUAUUCGUUUGAGGAGCAUGAGUCGCACCUGUGUGAUGUGGGAGAGGAGAAGAGGGAGGGUCUGUCUCAGCUGAGCUCUAUGCUCCAACUCUACCUCAAACAAGAACAACCUGACAUCAUACAGAAAGUGCCAUCCUUUGACCCCAUCAGCCUGCUGGCAAAGGUUACGUGUAACUGUUUCACCAUCAGUGAUGCAGAACUGCAAGAGAUUGGAGUAGGACUCUACCCCAGUAUGUCGUUGCUGAACCAUGACUGCAGGCCCAGCUGUGUGAUGCUGUUUCAGGGGAAAACCCUCCAACUUCGAGCCAUCAGGGACAUCCAACCCACUGAGGAGGUGACUAUUAGUUAUAUAGGUGUGUUGCUUCCUACCAGAGAGAGACAGACUCAGUUAAUGGAACAGUAUCAUUUCAGCUGCCAGUGUGGACUAUGCAGCACUGCAGAAUUGGAUCCCCUGAUGUUCUGUGGGGUGAAGGAGGCCUGGACCCCCAUGAAAGAAGCCAUCCCCAGGCUGGAGAUUCUGCAGACCAAUGGGAACUGGGAAGAGCUCUUACAGGAGUGUAGUUCUCUGCUAGCUCCAGUGGGUGGCGCUGUCCUAGCUGUCCCUGAUAGUAAUGUGUACCGGCUGAGAGUAACAGAUCUUGCCUUUGACGCCUGCAUUAACCUGGCCCGGUGGGAAACAGCGCUGGCCUAUGGACUCAAGACUCUGGGGCCGUACAGGCAAUACUACCCAGACCCUCACCCUGCCCAUGCCAUCCAGCUGAUGAGAGUGGCCAAGCUUCAGCACUUCUUGGUUCACUUGGAGGAUGCACAGCACACUCUGAGAUUGGCCUAUGACAUCAUGAAGAUUACCCAUGGCAAUGAGCACUCGCUAACCUCUGACCUAAUCAGGAAGUUGGAGGAGUGUCUGGCAGAGAUGGACUGCAAAUAGCAGUACACCCCAGCGAGAGAGAGAUGUCUGUCGAUUGCUGUUCAAAACUAGCAUACAGUAUAGAAUGAUGAUGUGUCAGGUAGGUUUUAUGAUAUCUGGUAAUAAAAGAAUUUCCUACAUCU